This is a messenger RNA of Artibeus jamaicensis (Jamaican fruit-eating bat), 6642 nucleotides long. It is a transcript of the gene DPH2, whose product is annotated as diphthamide biosynthesis 2. The coding region runs from base 160 to 1635 and encodes 491 amino acids. Gene Ontology annotation, biological process: protein histidyl modification to diphthamide. Gene Ontology annotation, molecular function: 2-(3-amino-3-carboxypropyl)histidine synthase activity. The transcript has 6 exons. Lineage: Eukaryota; Metazoa; Chordata; Mammalia; Chiroptera; Phyllostomidae. The record is from RefSeq and is a predicted model, not a curated record.
GUGGUUCAGUUCCCUCGUGAGGCUGGUCCACGGGUUGUGGUCUCACGGAUCCUUAACUCCUCGCCCUCACCAAACGUCUCUGACCCAUUAUGGGCUGGUUUUGAGGACGCGGGGACCGAGGGAGCUCCCCGCUGCCUGCUGCCCUCUAAGCUGUGCCUCAUGGAGUCCACAUUCAGCAGCCCUGCAGAGGCUGCGCUGCAGCGGGAGGUGGGGGCCGCGGGGCUACUCACUCCUCUUUCGGACCUGGACCGAGUAUACGAACUGCAGCGAGUUGUGGGAUUUGUCCGCGACCUGGGGUGUCAACGGGUGGCCUUGCAGUUCCCUGACCAGCUAUUGGGAGAUGCUGGGGUUGUGGCUGCACGACUGGAGGAGACCUCGGGGUCGAAGAUGUUCAUUCUGGGGGACACGGCCUAUGGCAGCUGCUGUGUGGAUGUGCUGGGUGCUGAGCAGGCUGGAGCUCAGGCCCUCGUACAUUUUGGUCCUGCCUGCUUAAGCCCUCCAGCCCGCCUGCUGCCGGUGGCCUUUGUCUUUGGUCAGCGUUCUGUGGCCUUGGAGCUCUGCGCCAAAGCCUUCGAGGCUCAGAACCUAGACCCAACAGCUCCAGUGGUGCUGCUGAGUGAGCCAGCCUGCGCCCAUGCCCUGGAGGCAUUGGCCACUCUGCUGCGCCCACGGUACCUGGACCUUCUCGUCUCCAGCCCAGCUCUCCCCCUGCCGGUGGGCUCCCUCAAUUCAGAGCCUGAGCCCCUGGAGCGUUUUGGGCGUCGCUUUCCCCUUGCACCAGGGAGGUGUCUGGAAGAGUAUGGUGCUUUCUAUGUGGGAGGCUCUGAGGCCAGCUCUGACCCUGACCCUGACCUUGACCCUGACCUGAGCAGGCUGCUCUUGGGUUGGGCGCCAGAACAGCCCUUCUUCUCCUGCUGCCCAGACACUGGGAGGACUCGUGAUGAAAGUGCCCGGGCUGGGCGGCUAAGGGCACGUAGACAAUACCUGGUAGAGAGGGCCAGAGAUGCUCACGUGGUGGGGCUGCUGGUGGGCACCCUGGGGGUGGCCCGACACCUGGAGGCACUGGCGCACUUGCGGAACCUGACACGGGCUGCCGGCAAGCGCAGCUACGUGUUAGCUCUGGGGCGGCCCACACCUCCCAAGCUUGCUAACUUCCCUGAGGUGGACGUCUUUGUGCUGUUGGCCUGUCCUCUUGGUCCCCUGGCUCCCCAGCCUUCUGGUUGUUUCUUCCGGCCUGUAUUGUCACCAUGUGAGCUGGAGGCCGCCUGCAACCCUGCCUGGCCAUCUCCGAGACUGGCUCCCCACCUCACGCACUAUGCAGACUUACUGCCUGGCUCUCCCUUCCACGUGCCUCUCCCACCACCUGAAUCGGAACUGUGGGACACCCCAGAUGUGUCACUCAUUACUGGGGAGCUCCGACCCCCACCUGUCUGGAAGUCAUCAAAUGAUCCUGCAUGCUCCACCCUGACCCCGCGACCUCAGCUGGAGCUGGUUGAGAGCAGCCCAGCAGCCUCGUUCCUUUGUUCCCGGAGCUGGCAAGGGCUGCAGCCUCAACUGGGUCAGACACCAGUGACAGGAGCCGUGAGUGGAAGACGAGGUAUUGCCAUAGCCUAUGAGGAUGAGGGAAGCAGCUGAUGAUACCAUGUCCAUCAGAGACACAGAUGGACUUAAGGACCAUUGCUAACUGUUUCAGUCCUGGGCACUUAGGAGCUGUGGGCUGGGGUGCAAAUAUGGCCAAAUCUAGGAACCACACCGUGUACAACCAGUCCCGAAAGCAGCACAGAAAUGCCAUCAAGAAACCCUGAUCAUAAAGCUAGGAAUCUUUUUUUUUUUAAUGUUUAAAGCUAUUUUAAUUUUGUUCUCUGUACACCACUUCCUAAACUUUUAUUUUUUAUUUUUUAAUUAAUUUAUUUUUUAUUGAUUAUGCCAUUACAGUUGUUCUAUUCCCCCCUUUAUUCCCCUCCACCCUACCUCCCCAUCCCCAUUACCCCCCCUUUAGUUUAUGACCAUGUGUCUCAAGUCCUUUAGAUUCUAUAUUUCCCAUACUAUUCUUGCCCCCCCAUCUAUUUUCUAUCUACUGUCUAUGCUACUUAUUUUCUGUACCUUCUCCCCCCCUUCUCCUCCUCCCACUCUCCUGUUGCUAACCCUCCAUGUGAUCUUCAUUUCUAUGGUUCUGCUCCUGAUCUAGCUGUCCUCUUAGUUUGCUUUUGUUUUAGGUGUGGUUGUUAAUAACUGUGAGUUUGCUGUCCUUUCACUGUUCAUGUUUUUUUAACUUCUUUCUCUUAGAUAAGUCCCUUUAACAUUUCAUAUAAUAAGGGCUUGGUGAUGAUGAACUCCUUGAAUUUGAUCUUAUCUGAGAAGCACUUUAUCUGUCCUUCCAUUCUAAAUGAAAGUUUUGCUGGAUAGAGCAGUCUUGGUUGUAGGUCCUUAGAUUUCAUGACUUGGAAUACCUCUUUCCAGUCCCUUCUUGCCUGUAAGGUCUCUUUUGAGAAAUCCGCUGACAGUCUGAUGGGAACUCCUUUGUAGGUGACUGUCCCCUUAGCUCUUGCUGCUUCUAGGAUUCUCUCCUUCAUUUUAAUCUUGGCUAAUGUAAUUACGAUGUGCCUUGGUGUGUUUCUUCUUGAGUCCAACUUCUUUGGGAUUCUCUGAGCUUCCUGGAUUUCCUGGAAGUCUAUUUCCUUUGCCAGAUUGGGGAAAUUCUCCUUUAUUAUUUGUUCAAAUAAGUUUUCCACUGGUGGCUGUUCCUUUCCCCCUUCUGGUACCCCUAUAAUUCAGAUGUUGGAGCAUUUAAAGAUGUCCUGGAGGUUCCUAAGACUCUCCUCAUUUCUUUGAAUUCUUGCUUCUUCACUCUUUUCUGUUUGGCCAUUAUUUGCUAUCUUCUGGUCCACUCCAUUGAUUUGCGUCCCAGUUUCCUUUACAUCGCUAUUGGUUUCCUGUGCAAUUCCAUUCAUUUCAAUUAGUUUCGCCUUCAUAUGUUUGUCUAAUUUGUGGCUAUAAUCAACCAGUUCUGUGAGGAUCCUGGUCACCAGUGUUUUAAACUGUGCAUCUGAGAGUUUUGCUAUUUCUUUGUUGCUUAGAUUUAUAGGCUCUGGGGCUUUGAGAUCUUCUUGAGCCAUUUUUGGUCUGUUCACGCCCUUUAAGUGUGAGGAAUGGAGCCUUGGACUCCCAGGUCACUGGGUUGUGACACUGUAUGUGGGGGCGUGGUCAGAGCAGGGAAAUGGCGACCCCCUCUGCUGUUUCGCACCGCUGGGUGAGGAGCAGAGCCUUAGGUGGUUCUCCAGGGCCGGGCCACUCAGAGUUGCUUGGUUAUGACGCUGUAUGUGGAGGUGGGAUCAGAGUGGGGAAAUGGCAGCGGAGGGCUCCGCUGCCGCUUGCCGCGGGGACCUGCUGGGGCCCGGUCCAAUUGCCCACUCCCUCGCUUGUCUAUCCACGCACCAAUGCGCGACCACAGUCAACCCACAGCCCUGCUCCCUCACUGUUUCCCCAUGGUCGCUUGCUCAGUCGCUUGCUCAGUCUCUCACUAGGUCCAACCCUGCGCCUGGAUUCCGCGCCCCUGAGUCCGUCAGACCGAGUUUUCCUGUGCAACCCCGCUCCACCAGCUGCUGGUUUCGCCCCUUACCGGUCAGGCUGAAGAAUUUGUUGUUAACAGACUUCCGAAAAGUUCAAUUUUCUGUGUUCUGGUUGUGUUUUCUGUUGCUAAUAUUUAGUUGUCUCUAAACUUGGUUGUGUGAGAAGGCACCGCGUCUGCACCUAUGCCUCCAUCUUGGUGGAAGUCCAGCUAUGAAUCUCUUGGGAGUAAACCCCAAGUUCCGGAUGAACAUGCACUUUGCCAAGAAGCACAAGAAGAAGGGCCUGAAGAUGGUGCAGGUCAACAGUGUCAACCUUGUAAAGCCCAAGGAGGUCAAGCCCACGAUCCCCAAAAAUGAUAAUCACACGCUAAGUCGACUUACCUAUGUCGCUCACUCCAAGCAUGGGAAACAUGCUAGUGCCUCAUUGCCAAGGGUCUCAGGCUCUGCUGGCCAACAUCCAAGGCCAAGGCUCAAACCAAGCCUCAGGUUGUGGCUACAGCUGCAGCUCAGGCUCCUAAAGGUCCCCAAACCCCUACGGAGGCUCCAGUCACAGUAGAGGCCUCUGUCUGCCUAUGUGAGGAUGGAAAGGCCGGAGUGACCCCUUGGCUUUUGUCUGCGUGGAGCUGGUGUCCUUCCAUGCUUUGUACAAAUAAACCUGAGGCAGGAUCUGUCCAAAAGAAGAAUCAUUGCUAAGACCUUUCAGUGCUCCCUGUAGCAAACCUUGCCCCUCUACCAGGAUCUUUGAAAGAGCCUGGCUAUGGGGAGGGCAGACAGCCCCUCACUGGGGAUAGGAUCUGGUUCUGUCUUGUCCUGGCAUAAGGCUCAGCACAUAUUGGCUUAGUGAAUGUCUGUUGGUUGAGGCUUUCCUGAAGCCUCUAGGCUGUAGAUGGUCUAGACAAGGGUUUCUCAACCUUGGUACGACUGACAUUUGGGGCCAGAUAAAUCUUUGUUGUGAGGGGCUGUUCGUACAUUGUAACAUCAUCCCUGGUCUCUGCCCACUAGAUGCCAGUGGCACACCAAUUGUGAUAACCAAAAAUGUCUCCUGGCAUUGACAGAUAUGCCUUGUGGGGGCAUAUCUGUCCCCCACGCUGAGAAGCACUGGUCCACACUUGUGCUGUCCUGUAUGCCAGCCACUAGAUACACGUGGCUAAUAAAUGUAAUUUAACUAAGAUUAAAAACUCAUUUUCCCAAUCACACUAGUCAUAUCUCACUGCUCAGAUAGCCGUAUGAGAGGACAGCACAGCUGUAGACAUUUCUGUCAUCACAGAAAGUCCUGUUAACCACUGCUGGUUGUGACCGACUCUGAUUUGUUUCUCAGGGAGCCCACGGCAACUUGAAUAAACCCGAUGCUUCUGUUUCAUUGUCUUCGCCAAACACUGCAGCUCCCACACAGGUCCUGUGACUGGAGAUUUGAGUUGUUUUUGAUUGGAUUCCUGUCCUCACAAUGUAAUUUGAAGGAGAGGUGGUUAAAUAGGCAAUUACCACACAGUGAAACGUUACUCUCUGUGAGGAGGGAAGCCCAACAGGGGCAGCUGGAGCCCAAAAGAACCUUCCCAGAGGGGUGGUGCCUAAGCUGAACCUCUAGAGAGAGAAAAAAAAAUACCAGAUUGGGCUGGGGUUGGGGGGGGAAGGCAAAAAACUGUACUUGAACAGCAAUAAAAAAAAACGAUGAGGAGAGAAGGCGUGGCAAGGCCGUUGGGACAGAGGCAGCGUGCUGCUUGGACACUGGCGCGGACCAGCAUGGUGGCUGCUUCAAGCAGAGUGAGAACUGAAGUAAAGCAACUCAUUUCUUUUUCUUAAAUUUUUUAUUUAUUGACUUUAAAGAGAGAAAGGAAGGGAGAGAGAAACAGCAAUGUAUUGUUCCCUUCUCUAUGCAUUCACUGGUUGCUUCUUUUACAUGCCCUGACUGAAAAUGAAACCUGCAACCUCGGCAUAUUGGGAUGAUGGUGCUCUAACCAACUGAGCUUUGACCAGGGCCUACAACUUCUUUGUUGUCCAUCUUUUUUGAGAAUCUUGGCAUACUGGCAUUGUUCAGGGUGUUGAAGGAGGAAAUGGACAAGGGGUCAUGGCCCCUACCCUCGGGGAGUGCCCCGUCUACUGGUAGAAAAAGACCUGUGAACCUGACCAUGGUAGCCAUGACAAGGUGGGCACCAGAUAGAUAUUCUACAGACUUUUCUUACAACUGAAAUAGGAAAUCUUCAUUAAAAUGCAAGACACACGCACCAUAAAUACCUGAAGAAAACAAGAUACAACUUUCAAUAUAUUAAAAUGUAUAUUACUCUAUAGCAAACCCAUACAUCAAAAUUGAAAGGGAUGCCUCGGCUGAUGUGGCACAGUGGAUUGAGUGCCAGCCCAAAAACUGAAAGGUCACUGGUUCAAUUCCCAGUCAGGGCACAUGCCUGGGCUAGGGCCAGAUCCCCAGUAGGGGGUGUGCCAGAGGCAAGGGGUAGCUGACCAAUGCAUCUGUCGCAGAUCAAUGUUUUUUGUUUUAAAUAUUUUAUUUACUUAUUUUUAGACAAAGGGGAAAGGAAAGAGAAAGAGGGAGAGAAACAUCAAUGUGUGGUUGCCUUUCAUGUGUCCUCUACUGGGGACCUGGCUUGCAACCCAGGCAUGUGCCCUGACUGGGACUUGAACCGGCGACCGUUUGCUUCACAGGCUCAAUCCACUGAGCUACACCAGCCAGGGCUAGAUCAAUGUUUCUCUUCCUCUCUCUCUCCCUUCCCCUCUCUAAAAAUAAAUAUAACCCUUUUAAAAAAUUGAAAGGGAUCAACCAAUCGAGAAGAUACAUAUUGCAAAUAGUGUAAGCAUCUUUAAAAUAUAUGUAUAGAUGUUUAUACAUCUGAGAAAAGUUAAACAUUGAGUGCAAAAAGCAACAGAGAUGAACAAAGAUAUUUAGAAAAUGGUAAAUUGUGUAAAUAUAUAUUUGUAAAUUCAAAUAUGCUAAAUAAGAUGUGUAUAAGUAGUAAACAUGUAGAAUAUACACACUUUGUAGAUGAAAAUUUUGUCAACUGGAAAGAAUUUAAAAGAAUAGAAAUAAUAUUGCUGAUGAGUAUGUUAUUUUGUGUAAAUCUAA